UAUUGUAACAUUCCUUUAAAAAGUCUGAAUAGGAUAAUACAAAGAGAGUUGAAGAAAAGAACAACCCAAAGCUCAAAAGGUCCUAAAGGAAAGCCCAUGCCUGUGUUUUACAUCAAGCACAAGUGGGUCUGCCUUCUUACUUUUUCCAUAGCUUUCAGCUAUUCCCAUCAUGAUAUCUUAUCUCUAUAUAGUUUCCCAUCCAACCAAGCGACUAUGUUUUCAGGAACUUCCUUUAAGGAAAACAAGAAACAAGAGUAAAAACUGACAAAGUUUUAGAAGAACUAGGAAAGGUUGUGAAAAAGGCAAUUAGCUAUAAAGAAAGGUGGUGGUUAAAAGUGCAUUUACUUUUUCAAACUUCUUAUUUCUGGACUUUCUUAAGCUGAUUAAGCAGCCAAACUUGGCAGCACUAUUUAAACUGCAACUCCCAAUAAGAGCAAAAGGCCACAGAUUCUAUAUUCUCUCCAACUCAUCAUCAUCCUCUAUCUUCCAUUUUUCUUGCCUUCUUUAUAUACUCAUAACAAGGUACUAGAGCUGGAAUGCUCGUUUUUUCAUGGCUUACAUUCACGUGCUGCAGUUCCUUCUCUUUUUCUCCAGUCUUAGCAUUCUCCUUGCCGUGGCUAGGGGACAGGAUUCAACAGCUUCUGACUGGCUUCUGAAAAUUAAAUCAGAACUGGUUGAUCCUGUUGGAAUGCUUCAAAACUGGUCUCCAAGAGCUCAUGUAUGUAGCUGGCAUGGCAUCACGUGUUCGGAUGACGAGUCCUAUAUUGUUAGUUUGAACCUUUCUGGGUCAGGAUUAUCAGGUUCCAUGUGGAGUGAGCUAUGGCAUGUCACUUCACUUGAAAUGUUAGAUCUGUCUUCAAACUCCCUCUGUGGUUCCAUUCCUUCUGAGUUUGGCCAGUUCUACAAUCUAAAGAUACUACUCUUGCAUUCAAAUAAUCUGUCUGGUAAAAUACCUGCUAAUAUCGGCCUUUUGAAGAACUUGCAAGUUCUCAGAAUAGGUAACAACAUGUUGUCAGGUGAUAUCACGCCAUUUAUUGGAAACUUGACUAAUUUGCACAUUUUGGGCCUCGGCUACUGUGAUUUCAAUGGAAGUAUUCCGGUUGAGAUUGGUAACUUGAAGAAUUUGAUAUCUCUUGAUUUGCAGCAGAACAGGCUCACUGGUUCUAUUCCUGAUAGCAUUCGCGGGAACGAAGAGCUUCAGAACUUGGUGGCUUCGAAUAAUAUGCUUGAUGGCAACAUUCCCGAUUCACUAGGCUCAUUAAGGUCGUUGAAAGUUUUGAACUUGGCCAACAAUAGCCUUUCUGGAUCAAUUCCUGUUGCAUUAGGUGGUCUUUCCAAUUUGGUGUACUUGAACUUGCUUGGAAAUAGGUUGAAUGGAGAAGUCCCUUCUGAGAUGAACCAGUUGGUUCUCCUCGAGGAGGUAGACUUGUCAAGAAACAACCUCUCUGGAACCAUAAGCCUACUGAAUACUCGGCUGAAUAAUCUUCAAACUCUGGUCUUAUCAGAUAAUGCUUUUACAGGAAACAUGCCAAACAGUUUCUGCUUCAAAAGUUCAAAUCUUCAACAAAUAUUUCUAGCCAGAAACAAGCUCUCUGGCAACUUCCCACUGGAGUUGCUCAACUGUUCCUCACUACAACAGUUGGAUCUUUCUGAUAACGGAUUCAAAGGAGAUCUCCCAUCCGCUUUGGACGAGCUUAAGAAUCUAACAGAUCUUGUGCUCAACAACAACAGCUUCACUGGAUCUAUACCUCCUGAAAUUGGAAACAUGAGCAACUUGGAGGGCCUGUAUCUGUUUGCAAACAAACUUACAGGAACUCUUCCAAAGGAGAUAGGGAAGUUACAGAAGUUGAGUGUCAUUUACCUCUAUGAUAACCAGAUGUCGGGAAGAAUACUGGACGAGCUUACAAACUGCACGAGCUUGACAGAGAUCGAUUUCUUCGGUAAUCAUUUUAUAGGGUCCAUUCCUGAUAAUAUUGGAAACCUAAAGGACUUGGUUGUGCUUCACCUAAGGCAGAACUUCUUGUGGGGUCCCAUCCCAUCAAGUUUGGGCUACUGCAAAAGCCUCAAGUUGUUGGCUUUGGCUGAUAACAAUCUCUCAGGAUCUUUGCCUUCCUCUUUGGGGCUCCUUUCAGAAUUGAGCACCAUCACUCUUUAUAACAACUCUUUUGAAGGCCCUCUCCCUGCAUCAUUCACCAUUCUCAAAAGCCUAAAGAUAAUAAACUUCUCCCACAACAGGUUUAAUGGAACCGUCUUUCCUCUAACUGGCUCAGAUUCUUUAACUGCAUUGGAUUUGACAAACAACAGCUUUUCAGGUCCUAUUCCUUCCAGAUUGUCCAACUCCAGAAACUUGAGGCGCCUCCGCCUCGCACACAAUAGACUCACCGGUUAUAUUCCUUCCGAAUUUGGCCAAUUGGAAGAGCUAAACUUUCUCGAUCUAUCACACAACAAUCUCACAGGAGAAGUGCCACCUCAACUAUUCAACUGUAGAAAGCUUGAGCACUUUUUGCUAAAUAACAACAGAUUGACAGGAACUAUCACUCCACUGAUGGGAAACUUACAAGCACUUGGUGAGCUAGAUUUCUCAUCCAAUAACUUCUAUGGAGAAAUACCUGCAGAAAUUGGAAGCAGUUCCAAACUACUUAAGCUCUCUCUCCACAGCAACAACUUAUCAGGAAUAAUCCCACUGGAGAUUGGAAAUCUCAACUCCCUCUAUGUACUUAACCUCCAAAGAAACAACCUUUCAGGCUCCAUCCCACCAACAAUCCAGAAGUGCAGCAAACUGUAUGAGCUGAGACUGUCGGAAAACUUCUUGACAGGUAAUAUUCCCCAAGAACUUGGAGGCCUGAGUGAAUUACAAGUAGCACUGGAUUUAAGUGAAAACCGUUUAUCCGGUGAAAUCCCGUCAUCCAUUGGAAAUCUAUUGAAGCUGGAGAGACUGGACCUCUCUUCAAAUAAGCUCAUGGGGGAAAUCCCUUCUUCACUAGAAAAACUAACAAGCAUACAUAUCCUGAACCUGUCAGAUAAUCAACUUCAAGGUCCAAUUCCUUCAAUAUUUUCAGGUUUUCCAUUGAGCUCCUUCAAGGGAAAUGAUAGACUCUGUGGCCCACCAUUGUUAUCAUGUACAGAGUCAGCUGGAAAAGAAACGAGUAGAUUGUCCAAGGCUGAAGUGACAGGCAUUAUUGUGGCUAUUGUGUUUACCUCCAUGGUUAUAUGCCUGAUAAUGCUGUAUAUUAUGCUGAGAAUGUGGUGCAACUGGAGAAAAGUUUCUGUGUCGAACUCUGAUGGAGGUGGGAUUGAACAUGGAAGAGAAGAGGAGAAAUGGGUUUACAGAAAUGACAAGAAUAUUGGUGAAUACUGGAAAGUUGAUUCCGUGGCAUUGGUUCCUUCUAAGGGUAAGCCAUCUUCAGCGACUAAGUGUGUUUUUCAACUCAAGAUGGACUCGGACUCCAUGUAAGGCAAAGAUACAGAGGUGUUUUCUUUUGGGUCACUCCAAGUUCUCAUUGUUUGUUUUCCCUUUGAAUUGUAAAUGUGUUUAUAGAGCUCUCAUCUGAAACCCCAAAGCUUUCUGAGCUUAUUCAUUACCAAUAGAAUAGACAAUAACAUCGAGGAUAUGAUGA
Messenger RNA from Momordica charantia (bitter melon), 3617 nucleotides. RefSeq lists its product as uncharacterized. The record is from RefSeq and is a predicted model, not a curated record. Gene Ontology annotation, molecular function: protein binding. Lineage: Eukaryota; Viridiplantae; Streptophyta; Magnoliopsida; Cucurbitales; Cucurbitaceae.